Messenger RNA from Meloidogyne enterolobii, 552 nucleotides. Lineage: Eukaryota; Metazoa; Nematoda; Chromadorea; Rhabditida; Meloidogynidae. The record is from the annotation of a GenBank genome assembly.
AUGCCAAAUAAUUUUAAAAUUAAUUUUUUCAAUUUAAUUAAUGAAUCCUACAAUUAUGAAUAUUCUAAGGAAUUGGUCAAAGACAAUUUACCUAUAUUUUUAAUUAUAAUUUUAUUUUAUAUUUUAUUAAUUAAUUUCUCUAAAUUAUUUUUAAAAAACAAAAAAAUUAUUUUUAAUAAUUCAAUAAAUAAAAUUUUGGCUUUAUGGAAUUUAUUUUUGGCUGUUUUUAGUUUUAUUGGAUUUUUUAGAUUAACACCAAUAAUGUUUAAUUCGAUAGAGAGAAAUGGAAUAAUAAAGACAUAUACACAAAUUACCGAACUCCAAACAAAUCAAAUUUCUGGUUUUUGGAUAUUUAUUUGGGUUUUGUCUAAAAUACCAGAAUUAUUUGAUACUUUAUUUUUAAUUUUAAAAGGAAGACCUAUUCAAUUUAUGCAUUGGUUUCAUCAUUCAAUGAGUAUUUUAUUUGGAACUAUAAAUUUUAUUGGAGAUAAUGCUUAUUUAGUUUGGGUUGUUUGGAUGAACUUUUUUAUCCAUUCAAUUAUGUAUACGUAA